Messenger RNA from Danaus chrysippus (African queen), 1581 nucleotides. NCBI's taxonomy places the organism in Eukaryota, Metazoa, Arthropoda, Insecta, Lepidoptera, Nymphalidae. The record is from the annotation of a GenBank genome assembly.
AUGGCAGAAAGUUCUGAAACACCGGAAAAAAUAGAAGAAAAACCUUUAAAUAAACUGAAAGAUCUAAGAAAAUAUAAAGAGAAAAAUUUCACUGAGAAAUUAUGGCACAUAAAGGACAAUAUAACGGUGGAACCUGUACUGGCGGGUCUCAUCAUACCCAGUGUUAUCUCCCGAUUUGCCAUGACAAAUUUUAAUUUGGACAAAUCAUGCAGAGUUUAUUUCGAGUUUCCUGAUGAAGUUUGCGGAGCUCUGGUAAAUAAAGCAAGCCACAGUAACUACACAGAUUACGAAAAGCAGGUACAAAAAUUGAUAUCAUCAAUUGAUAUUUGGAAAAGCAUAAUUCAUACAGCGUUGCCAUGCAUGAUAAUAAUGUUUCUUGGGGCAUGGAGUGACAGAACCGGCAAACGUAAGAUCAUUAUUAUGCUACCAAUAUUUGGAGAACUCGUAACAUCUAUUAGUAACCUAAUAAAUGUAUACUUCUUCUACGAAAUUCCGGUUCACGUUACAAUAUUCUUAGAGACUAUAUUUCCAUCUGUAACUGGAGGUUGGGUGACAAUGUUCCUCGGUGUAUUUAGUUAUAUCAGUGACAUAACAUCAGAACGAUCCAGGACCUUUAGGGUAGGAUUAGUGAACUUUUGUAUGACAGCUGGAAUUCCUAUCGGCCUUGGGAUGAGUGGAAUGUUGAUAAAAAAGUUGGGAUACUAUGGAAUAUUUGGCACAACAUCAGGAUUGUAUCUCGUUGUAAUAUUAUACGGCUGCUUCUGUUUAAAGGAGCCUGAUGAUUGGCUGAGAGACAGGGGACUUCCAGUUAUCGAACGCGGUGACAGCAAGGGCGUAUCGUUUUUCGAUGUCACUCACGUUUUGGACACAAUUGGCGUAGCGUUUCAGAAACGACCCUCGAAUCGUCGGGUCAAAGUGAUCCUCACACUUCUGACUGUGUUCAUUCUGUUUGGACCAGCUAUGUCGGAGCAUAAUGUGUUUUACCUCUUCGUAAGAAAUCAACUUCAGUGGGAUAUGGUAAAGUUCAGUCUCUACACAAGUUAUUCCAUUAUUCUGCAUUCAAUAGGUGCAAUGUUCUGUAUAACAAUAUUCAGCAAGAAGCUGCAGCUCGAUGAUUCAUUGCUUUGCCUCAUCUCGAUCUCCAGCAAGUUUGUCGGAUCAGUAUGGACAGCGUUUGUCAAGACAGAUUUGGAGCUGUAUUUAAUUCCCGUAGCCGAAUUACUCAACGGUACGACAUUUACAUCGCUACGCUCAAUUAUAUCCAAAUUAGUAGAAAAACAUGAAACCGCAAAAGUCAAUUCAUUAUUCUCUUUGACGGAGACGGUCGCUUCUCUGAUCUUUCAACCAUUCUACUCCUGGCUCUACAUGAACACCCUCCAGGUUCUGCCAGGUGCUGUUUUCCUCACAAGUGCUGGCUUGAUCGUACCAGCGUCUUUCAUACUUAUACUGUUUUAUGUGCAAUAUAGAAAAGAAUUAGCAAGUGCAAGAAAAAUGGCACUAGAAGCGGAAGAAAAAAAAGAGAAUUCUAUUAAAACUACAGAAAAAGCUGGUGGUCCAGAAGUUAAUGUAAAAUGUGCAUAA